Messenger RNA from Raphanus sativus (radish), 1488 nucleotides. Its product is annotated as probable serine/threonine-protein kinase PBL7. The record is from RefSeq and is a predicted model, not a curated record. NCBI's taxonomy places the organism in Eukaryota, Viridiplantae, Streptophyta, Magnoliopsida, Brassicales, Brassicaceae. Gene Ontology annotation, biological process: protein phosphorylation. The transcript is spliced from 5 exons. Bases 123 to 1349 code for a protein of 408 amino acids. Gene Ontology annotation, molecular function: protein kinase activity; ATP binding.
AAAGUUUUCAAGUGUUCAUCCUCUAACCUCUCUCCCGCUCUGUGUAGUUUUCUCGCAAGAGAGCCUCUCUUUUGUUUAAAGAAAACUCUCAAGAAAGUUAUACCUCUCCCCUCAUUGCUACGAUGAGAAAGCUCUUCUGUUGUCACAAAGGAGAAAGCUCGAAAGGAGUAGAAGAAGCGGAAGAACAAACGCAACCUCUGCAACCAUCAUCGCAAUCAGUGCAAAAUCCACAUGCCUCCACAUCGCUGAGUAUUAUAGACGAGAACGAAGUCAUCUUUGAUGAAAACCUCUUUGACGGUAACGAAGGCCUUAACCUCGCUUGGCGCAACCUUUGGAAAUCCUACGAAGAUGCUAAAGCUUCGAGUUCGAGUGAUGAUCCUUACCCUGGACAUAAGAUUACAUGGAGCGAGAUCGUUCAAGGAACCCUAAACUUCCGGAACAUUAACUACCUCGGCCGAGGCAACUUCGGUGAAGUCUAUCGUUGCGAUAUACCAAGAUUAAACAAGGUCGGAGCUGCGAAGGUUCAAAAGAAUCAGAGCGAAGAGGCUCACGGUGAGUUCUUGGCAGAGAUCACAACGCUACACGCAGCCAAUCACCCAAACCUGAUCAGUCUUCUCGGCAAAUGUUUCCAUCAAGACCACCGUGCCAUCGUCUACGAGUUCAUGCCUAGAGGCUCUCUCGAUCACCACCUCUUUCCAAACACGAGGCCAAGUCGGGGUUGUGGACGUGGUAUAAUACAGGAAUACAAAGUGUUGAGUUGGACCAUGAGGCUGAGAAUCGCAGUGGGUGUAGCUAAAGGUCUUGUUUAUCUACACGAGGAGCUGAAGAUGGUUCACAGAGACGUCAAGGUGUCAAACGUUUUGCUUGACAAGAAGUUUGUGCCGAAGCUGACUGAUUUUGGAUUAGCGAGUGUGAUCGUUGAAGACGAGAACGGAGUUGAGAAGAGGAGCGAGAUCACUCUGAUCAAGGGAACUCCCGGAUGCACCGCACCUGAGACAGAGGAGUUAGGUUUGGUUUCGAGCAAGAGCGAUGUCUACAGCUAUGGAGUGUUCCUGUUUGUGCUUUUCACUGGAAAGAAAGCUUUUGAUUCUAAGAGAUCUUCCGGGAAAGAGAAGCUCACUGAUUGGUUGAGGGAAGUAUGUAGCAGAGGAGAUAAUAUUCCACUGGUUGUUGAUUCUGCGAUGGGUAAUAGGUUUCCGGGUGAAGGUUUAAUCAAAUUAUUUGAGACUGCCUUGAUGUGUGUCGAGCCGCAGCGUCCUGAAAUGCGUUUUGUGGAGUCGAUGGUUAGUGACAUUGCGGUUUAUGAGGUCCCAACGUGUCCAACGUUGACGAGGAGGCAUUCGAUAUAAGGAAGCUUUAUCAGGCGGUUUUCAGAAACAUAUAAUUAUUAACCGAUGCAUGAGUUUGUAAUCUUUUCUAAAGAUUGAGACGAGAUCAGUGUGUGUACUUUUGAGACACUGCCAUUUGUAAAUAUAGGUGUUAUCAACG